Cherax quadricarinatus is the source of this 7570-nucleotide messenger RNA. Its product is annotated as tudor domain-containing protein 1. Gene Ontology annotation, biological process: piRNA processing; spermatogenesis; P granule organization. Gene Ontology annotation, cellular component: P granule. The record is from RefSeq and is a predicted model, not a curated record. Gene Ontology annotation, molecular function: metal ion binding. NCBI's taxonomy places the organism in Eukaryota, Metazoa, Arthropoda, Malacostraca, Decapoda, Parastacidae.
AUAGCAUAAUACAGUUGUACCAUCAUGGCUGCUAGUGAAAGGAAACAAGAAGAAUGUCAUCUACUGCAUUUAGUGAACAUGAUUCAGCUGACAACCAGAAAAACUAAACUACAAUUUGACGAGUUGGUUGCCAUGGAACAGUUGUGUUGGUAAUGGAAAUCUUAUGGUUUCUACUUAUUAGAAAAGUAAUUAAAAAGGUACUCUGAAGAAUGCCUUAAUUUUUUAUGGCAAAACGAGUUAGACUCAAAUGUUUCCGAUGAGUAUGGAAAGAGAGAGUUUUCAGAGUGGGUUUUUAUUGUGAUGAUAUUUUCUCAAUCUUGAGCUUCAUGACUUAAUGAAGCUCAACACAGCAAAAUAUCAUCAGGAUAGAGACUUGUGCUGCAAACUCUCUUUCCAGAGUGACGUGAGUUAUUGGGAACCAACCUAGAAAUCAAAUGAGAGCAAAAAAAGAGCAUAUAUUGUGCAAGUACAGUAUAUAUAACUAACACUACAGUGCAGAAAAUUACUGGAUUGUCUUGAGGUUAUAAUUGUCACACAUUUGUGCUGGCAUGUAAGAAGAAGUGCUGAGAGAUAAGUGUACUUAAGCAUACUUGUCUCUCUUUAAAAUUAUGUGUUGAAAGGAUGCAUAUUAUUUAAACUCUUCCUCAUGCCAUCAGUAAAGACUAGUCAAUGGUCCAAGUCUGACUGAAUUGUUGCCAAAAGCAUCUUUCUCCUAUGUGUGGGUUAUUUGUGUAUUGUUCCAAUCACAGUAUUGUGUCCUUUUGUUCUUUAACCUGUAAACGGUCCAAACGUAUAUAUACGUUUUUUCAACAUUUGAAAGUAUGUAAAAAAGUAAUCUUCUUUUUGUUUUUCUACAUUUGAAAAUGUGUAAAGAAACUUUGAUCUACUUUUUUUUUGUUAUAUUUGAAAAUAUGUAAAAAAAAAACUUAGAUCUACUUUUGUAGCACUACACACGUGAACGUAGAUCUGCUUGGACCGUUUACGGGUUGAAGACAUACAUAACUACAUAUUUCAGCUCAGCUGCCAUCUCUUGGAUUUUGCACAUGAUUUUCAAGACUGCAGGUUCUUGAGCUCUAUUGAGGCUUAAUGAAGGUGGAAAUGAAAGGAAGAGUUGGAGAGUUAUAAAAAAUGUGAUGUAUCCUUUUCUUUUAUGUGCAGAAUUAUAAUUAGGAAUACUGCUGAGCUUUUAAAAAAAAAUUUUUUGAUUAUACAGUGGACCCCCGGUUAACGAUAUUUUUUCAUUCCAGAAGUAUGUUCAGGUGCCAGUACUGACCGAAUUUGUUCCCAUAAGGAAUAUUGUGAAGUAGAUUAGUCCAUUUCAGACCCCCAAACAUACACGUACAAACGCUCUUACUUAAAUACACUUACAUAAUUGGUCGCAUUGGGAGGUGAUCGUUAAGCGGGGGUCCACUGUAUAUACAAUACGACUCCCAUAUCCACGAGGGAUAUGUUCCAAAGACCUGCCAUGGAUACUGAAACCGUGUGUAGUAGCAAACCCUAUGUAUAAGUCCUAUACAUACCUGUUAUAAAGUAUAAUUGAUAAAUUAUGCACAAUAAGUGGAGAAUUAUCACUUUUUCACUGAUAAGAAGCACUUCACGGCUUCUCUUAGGCUUUGAAGAACUGCUAGUUUCUCUACUUUUGCACUUUGGGCCAUUAUUAUGCAAAAUUAAGAGGUAUUUUUGGGCCAUAGUAAACCGUGGAUAACUGGAACUGUGGAUACUGAAUCAGCGUAUAUGGGAUUUCUACUGUAAUCAUUUAAAAGUUGUGUAUGUACUAUAAGGAUUUAAAAUACGUAUAGUAAUGUAAAAAAUGAGUCAUGCUUCUAAAGUUCCUCCCUCUCAUUGUUGAUAAAUGCUGAAUGUUGUUGGAUUUCAUACUUAUUCAAUACGUACUAUUGAAUGGCCCAAAUUUACUGAAGUUAUAAAAAACUGAGAUCCAUAAGAGGAGGUGUCUACCUGUAGGAUACACUAGGGAUGCCUCUGGGCAUCAAUGCCCCCAUGGCCUGGUCCCAGACCAGGCUGCCUGGAGGAUCAAGGCAUGAUCAACCAGGCUGUUUGGUGGCUGCAUGCAGUCCAACAUAUAAACCACAGCCCAGUUGGUCAGGCACUGAUUUGAGGAUCUUUUCCAAGGCAGUAGAAGUUCCUACAUCUCAAAAGUAAUAGCAGAUCCAGCAAUACUCCUAUCGCUUAAUUUAUGGAAUCAUUUUAUGUGUACCUCAUUAAACUACCUUUUUAAUUUAAACCUAAUGAUUUCAUCUUUUUGUCACCUUCUGUUUCACCUUGCUGCUUUGCUAUAUAGAGUAUGUACUCGCUUUUCUGUCCGGAUAUACAUGCACAUUAAGAUAGAUAAGCUCAGAUCAUUUUAUUUCCCAGUUACGGGCAUGUUACUGAUACAGGUAUUCUGUGGAUAGGCCCCGACUUUGAAAUGAUCUGAGGUAGAAGUAGGGCUUUUAACUUGUAUUGUGUAAAUGAGUUUUUAUGGGAGAGGGACAGGACUAUAGAAACAGCUUUGACUAUCUUGAUCUUAAUCUAUGUUCAUGUCUUAUGGGAUAAAUAAUAAUCUGCUGUGUAUAUAUUCUGCUGGAAAAUACGUUCUGAACUCUUUUAUAUUUAUUAUUUGCAGAUAUCUGAUGCUGCCUGUAAUGCAAAAUUUUUACCUCAUCAUAAAUUUCAACAAAAGGUUCCACAAGUGAAGAGCCAGUUUCAAAAAUUGCUUGACAUCCAUAAGUCUAUACAACUGAUGCUUAGAGAAUACAUUAAAAGCUGUACAUUUGAUCUGUGUGAUUUGGAAAGCAUUUGCAAGUCUGAUGAGGGUUCACUGGCUAAAUGGCAGAAAUUUGAAAACAGAGUUGAGACUCCUGGAGAGCUGAACAGAACCUCACAAGAUUUAGAACUGAAAAUAAGAGAGAGAGAUGCAGAAACACAUUGCUGUCAGUUGGUGCCUUUUAACAAUGAGAACAGUGUUAUUCACUCUCUGCCUAAGGAAUCAUCAGUUCAAACUACUGCUAAUCAGGUUGAUGACUCACAUCUUACAAGUAGCACAUUUAUAGAAAGUCAAAAUAAGAGCAAUGAGAUUGUGCCAUUAGGUGCACUUCCCUGUGUGAUCCUUCCAUCACCCCAGGUUCCUUUGAAUGGUGCACCAGAAGCUGCCAUGAUCUCACAUGUCAAUUCUCCUAAUCAUUUCUACCUGCAUCUUGUCAACAGUGAAACUGCAUCAUUGGACUGGUUUUGUGAAACAAUGAUGGAAAUAUAUAAGGAUGAUGAUGAACAAUUAAAUGUACUUGAACUGCCAGUAGCAUCUUGCUGGGCAGCUCGAUGGACAGAUGGUAUGUGGUAUAGAGCCUUCAUUCUAGCCAACAUUUUCUCGGAGGCCACUGAGAGUUCACAGGAGAAGGAUCCACAAGUGAGAGUUAGUUUUGUUGACUAUGGAGAUGAGGGGAUAGUAAGCACCAAAGACAUUCGGGUCUUACAUGAAGAUCUUACUCUCCUUCCCUCCUUGGCUGUACCGUGUUGCCUUGCCCAGGUAUAUCCUGUAGACGGGUGGCAAGGGCACUUGUGGUCUACGGAGAGCAUUAAGGUCUUCCUCGAGUUAUGUGGAGGUUAUUCAUCUGUUCUGUUUGCAAGUUUUCAAGAAUACUCUCUGAGUGGCACAUACAACAUUCUACUUACAAGACCUGACGGUGUGGUGGUGAAUGAUGAGUUUAUAGCUCGAGGUUUUGCCAUCCCCAAGUUCUCUCCACAAGUAUCUGAUCAUGAUGAAUCUCAAUACAGAUCUCAAGGUUUGGAAGAAAUAAAGCAUGAUGAAGAAGAAAUACCAGAUGGAUGGGAUCCGAUGUCGAGUGUGUAUUUCAGUCCUGAAAACUCUGUACUACACAACGAUGAAUGUGCAGAAACUGUAAUUUUGGGAAGAAGAAACAAUGAUGAGGCUCGCCUUUGUAAGUUCUUUUGCAAGGGGCGCAAGUGUCCUAGGGGUGAAACCUGCAGAUUAGAACACACAAGAAUAAGAAGAGAUGGUAUAACAGUUGAAAAGGAGGAAGUACAUCAAGAAUAUUUGGAGCUUCAUCCAUUAGUACAAGAGAAUUCCUUACUUGCAGUUAUAGUAACAUCAGUUAUUACUCCAUGCCACUUUUAUGUCCAUCUUCCUUUUGGAACACAGUGUCUUCAAGAAGCCAUAAUUCUUUAUCCAGGUUUUGUAGAUAAAUCAGCUAUGGAAAUGGAAUUGUUAAUGUCUGCCAUGCAAAAAUAUUACAAGAAAGCUCAUCCCCAGUCCCAAGAGUGUUUGCUUGCACCUGGAGAACUUAAGGCACUAUGUGAACAAAAGAAUGGGAAGGUCCAUUGUUCAAGAGUUCGUGUCAUAGGUAUAAAGGAAGACAAGUAUAGUUCCCUAGUACAGGUUUUCUCUAUUGACUUCGGUUACACAAACUGGGUUCCAGAAAAUCAGCUGCAUCCUCUUGCUGUACAGUUUAUUCAUACUCCCUCACAAGCUGUUGAUUGCUGGUUAACGGGCGUGGAGUCUCCACGCGAUGGUUGGCAUCCUUCAGCUGGUAGCUACCUGACACAACUUACAGAAGGCCGUACAUUGGUUGCUCAUGUCAAUCAUAUUGACAGGGAUCAUCAGCGUCUGGGUGUUACUCUUCAUAACACUGAUGAAGGGCAUGAUAUCAACAUAAAUGAAUUCAUCCUGAAGAAGCUUAAAAAAUAAUUUUAUUUAGAACUAUAUUAAUUAUUGGUGAAAGCGUUUUUUUUUUUUUGGGGGGUCACUGUGGUGGGAGACAGCCAACGUGUUAAAAAAAUUUGGUUAAUGAAAUUUCUUAUUUUUUUUAGGUGUAAGGUGCACAAAACUGGCUUUGUAAACCAUAUAUUCGAGCAUAAGUCAACUUCUGACAUUUUGCUAACAGCUCCUUUCUUUUUCAUAAACAAUAUUUCAUUUACAUGUCAACACUAGUUUUUGAGGAGCAUUAGAAUAGUUUGGUAUUUGCUGCUUUGUGUAUCAAGGUCAAAUAUGCUAUUAGGCUUGCUCCAUGCAAAAAGUAAGUUUACCAGUACAGUGUUUUGUCUUUUUAAAAGUUCAGCCUGUCUCUUAAAUAUACAGAAAAAAUGUUAAAACAAAAGUAAAAAUAUCUAAUGGUUACACUGAUUUUAUUAUCAUCAAGGUCUGGUGCUCAGUGCUUAGUACUUCGUUAAAGUAAAGGAGAGGUGGGAGGCAAGGCAAGCUGGUUAUGAACAUAAAAAAAAAAAAGGAAUGUACCAGGCCUACCUGCAAGUACUAUGGUAAGUAGGUUCCAGUCACCUACCAGUCAUACUCAUCUAUCUAUCCAGCCCAUCCUUAUAUUAUUAUUAUAAUCAAGGGGGAAGCGCUAAACCCGGGGGAUGUGGAAGGCAUUCAGGCUUAAUUCGGGGAACUGGAGCACAGAUCUAAUUCCCUAAAUCAAGAGCCUCUCGCCAACAUCAAGGAACCUUCCUUGAGGGGCCCAUCCUUAUAGUUUUUAGCAUCCUGAAGAAUUUGUUCCUAUGAUUAUACAUAGUAGCAGUUUGCUCCACUCAUUUUCAGUUCUGUUCCUAAACCAGUUCUUUUCUAAUUUUCUAAAUCUGAAUUUAUUCAGCUUUAAUCCAUUGUUUAAAGCUGUAUCUGGUUUAGAUAUCUUCAGCACUUCAAUAUCUUCUUUCUUUAUGCCCAGUAGUGCUCAAAGGUUUGAUCAGUAAGAGGGUUCAUAAAUGAUGUUGGUGGACCUUUAUAGGUUUAAUGCUUCCCAUUUGAAUAAUUUAGCAAUACAUUCAUGGGAGAGUGCUAAACUCAUAAUCAUAUAUUAUUAUUAUUAUAAUCAAGGGGGAAGCGCUAAACCCGUAGGAUCAUACAGCGCCCAGGGGGGGGAUGUGGAAGGCAUUCAGGCUUAAUUCAGGGAACUGGAGCACAGAUUCAAUUCCCUAAAUCAAGAGCCCCUCACCAACAUCAAGGAACCUUCCAUGAGGGGUCAUAAUCAUAUAGCACCACAGAAUGGGAGGUAAUUAGAUUCAACCCUAUGAUAGGGAGCAAUUCUUUAGAGCAAAAGCCCUUCAACACCUACCUUUUAAAAGAAAUAUUUGUAGUUACAUGGGCAUAGCUAUGUUCAGUGUUCCAUCUUCAUUAUUUUAUUCCUCUUCAAAGGGAGUCUGUGGCAGGCAGGCUCUCGAGCCAAGGAAUUGAACUUCUGCUCCCCUUCCCUGGAUUUUCUAAAUACCCAUUACCCCUUUUUUUUUUUUUUUUUUUUUUGCCUUAGUGGUGAGAUUUCCUCUUAUGAAAUCCAGUUCCUAAACAUAAGGAUGUGUAACUUUCUGUAUACUCGAUUAAUAUGUCUAACGUUUAUAUACUUGCCUAAUUGUGAUUGCAGGGGUCGAGUCUCAGCUCCUGGCCCUGCCUCUUCACUGAGUGGUACUAGAUCCUCUCUCCCCCUGCUCCAUGAGCUUUAUCAUACCUCAUCUUAAAGCUAUGUAUGGUUCCUGCCUCACUUGCUAGACUAUUCCACUUCCUGACUUCUCUAGCAUGUGUGUGUGUGUAUGUAUGGAGCUUGCCAAAUAUGAUUGUAUAUCUGACUAAAUUUUUGUUACUAGUUAGAUUUCUGAAUACAGUGGACCCCCGGUUUAUGAUAUUAUUUCAUUCCAGAAGUAUGUUCAGGUGCCAUUAUUGAACGAAUUUGUUCCCAUAAGGAAUAUUGUGAAUUAAGAUUAGUCCAUUUCAGACCCCCAAACAUACACAUACAAAUGCACUUACAUAAUUUGUCACAUUGGAAGCCUAUUGUAAAGCAGGGGUCCACUGUAUUGCUGUGUAUAUAUCAGUAUGCAAGUACCUUUCUAAAUGUGUGUUAGUCAAAUACUAGAUAUCUUACACACAUGCAAUAUCUGAAUAUCUUUAUACUCUAUCUGAGAAAGCCACUGGUGGGCAAAAUAUCUUCAAAGUAAAGAUAUCCAGGUGUUGCACGUGUAAUUUGUUAACUUAUUGGUAUUGUAAACCACUAAUGUGAUGACGUAUAUCAUGCUAAUGUUAUAAUUAAUACAUUUAAGGGCAAGCACUUAACCUGUAGGAGUUAUAGAACACUUGGAGGAAUGUAAAAAAUCUGGUUUGAUCCUAGGUAGGGGAUGACAAGUCCCGUUCCUUAGAUCAAGCCUCUCGCCAUUAUUAUUAUUAUAAUCAAGGGGGAAGCGCUAAACCCGGAGGAUUAUACAGCGCCUGGGGGGGGGAUGUGGAAGGCAUUCAGGCUUAAUUCGGGGAACUGGAGCACAGAUUCAAUUCCCUAAAUCAAGAGCCCCUCACCAACAUCAAGGAACCUUCCUUGAGGGGAAGCCUCUCGCCAGCAUCAAGAAAAUAUUGUUGAGGGUGUUAGUCUGUGCACUUCUAGAUGCUGGUGAAUAUCUUACUACAUGAAUAAAUAAUACUUUAACCCUAAUUCUUUUAAAAUGAUUAGUAUUAUUAUUAUUCAUGUACAUUUAUAAUCAACUUUAGUUCUAAACUGGAGAGGGUCAUACCGCUUAUAAAUGUAUGUGAUACUGUAUAUGUAAUAUAUGUACCAAGUAUGAAUGUUUUCUUGUUUGGGUA